Phragmites australis (common reed) is the source of this 1160-nucleotide messenger RNA. RefSeq lists its product as uncharacterized. The record is from RefSeq and is a predicted model, not a curated record. Lineage: Eukaryota; Viridiplantae; Streptophyta; Magnoliopsida; Poales; Poaceae. Bases 299 to 853 code for a protein of 184 amino acids. The transcript has 2 exons.
UGUCCAUUUGUUCGUCACCAGUAGCAGGUGCUUUCUAGUUCCGACACGAUUACCUUGGCGCGACGAGUGAGACACUGUUUCACACGUCUCACCCUUGAAACUACAAUGUGAAAUAUACAUUAAGCUCCUUGAUGGCAAAUUGUCACCUACAUCUAACCUCACAGUACUACUGCCGCAGAGGAUCCGAGCCUCCCACACCACUCAGCCACUCAACAUAAGAGGCGGCCUCCUCCUCAGCUCCUCGCUCGCCAUUGCUUGUCGCAGAGCUGAGCAGGCGCGCGCGCACGGAGAGAGAAAGAUGCCAAUGGAGAGGUCCGUCUCGUGCGUGGAGAGUACCACGUACGGCGGGGUGGCGGCGGCCGACCUCCGCUGCUACAGCUCCUCCUACGCGCCGCGGGUCCCGUCCAACAAGGUGAAGCGCGCCCGGAGCACCGGCUCGUGGUCGCGCCCGGUGCCCGGCGCCGUGCAGCGGAGCGGGAGCGUCAAGUCCUUCGCCGCCCCGGGGCUGAACCUGCGAUCUUACAGCGCCUCCUACGGCCCCACCGCCGAUGGCGCCAGCGCCGGCGGCCAGCUGAAGCGGUCCGGCAGCAUCACCAACUGGUCCUCCGCUAGCCGCCGGUCCGUGAACCUCAGGGCGUACACCCCCUCCUUCUCCACGCUGGACAGCACGGCCACCGUCGCCCCGGCCCCGGCCCCGGCCAAGAAGGCGUCCGACGACGCCGAGCUGAAGCGGAAGAAGCGGCUGGUGGUGUACAAGGUGUACGGCGUGGAGGGGAAGGUGCGGGACUCGGUGCGGCGCGGCGUCAGCUGGAUCAAGGGCAAGUGCUCCCGCCUGGUGUACGGCUGGUGGUGAUCGUCUCCUCUGUCCUCUAUGCUCCUGCCUCCUGGUCUGAAGUGUCUCAUCGUCGUCCUAUUCAUUGAAGCACCUCGGUGUUGUUGCUUGUGUUAUGAAAAAGGCCGACACGUACAGGCAAUGGGAUGCGGAUUCUCUGGCAACGCCUUUCUACUUCCAUCUCCUUCAAUUACAAUUUACAACCACGUAGGCAGUUGGGUAGUGUGGAAUUUCUAGAGUUCCUUUUUUCCAGAUAAUUGGUCCAAUCGGACAGAACAUUUUUUCCAUAUAAUGAUUUUCUCUCCAGUAGAGCUUGAUGAUUGCUCUC